AUGGGGAGUCUUAGUCCGGAAUUCGCAUAUGCAGUGGUGUACGUAAAGGACGUUGCCAAGUAUGUGGCUUUCUAUAUCCGUGCCUUUGGCUGCAAGGUUCGCACCCUCCACGAGUCCCACAGGUUACACUCUCUCGAAUGCUUAGUGUCCUCUCAAGGGAAAGAACGAUACAUUUGCAUCGUCACUGAUUAUAGACGGUGGAGAUGCGAUGUAUCCAAGAGGGCUAUAGAGCCGGGUGCUAGGCCGGUUAGAGAGCCCGAGGAAAAGGAAUGGGGCCAAAAGGUUGGGUAUGUGAGAGACAUGGAUGGCAUCGUGGUUCGGCUUGGAAGCAAGCGCCUCCAAAGUAGACCUCUUGAUUAUUCCAAUCCUUGA
Amborella trichopoda is the source of this 372-nucleotide messenger RNA. The record is from RefSeq and is a predicted model, not a curated record. Lineage: Eukaryota; Viridiplantae; Streptophyta; Magnoliopsida; Amborellales; Amborellaceae.